This is a messenger RNA of Peronospora farinosa, 1824 nucleotides long. The record is from the annotation of a GenBank genome assembly. Lineage: Eukaryota; Oomycota; Peronosporomycetes; Peronosporales; Peronosporaceae.
AUGGCUCGUCGUCUAACUAAAGAACUCGCUGCAUUGGAGCAGAACUCGCCCGACUGGUGCUCGGUCAGUGCCGUGGACAACGACCUCAUGCACUGGAACGCUAUGCUUGCCGGACCCGAGAACUCGCCGUAUUCUGGUGGUGUCUUUAACUUGGAUCUGGUGUUCCCGAUCGAAUAUCCCUUUAAAGCCCCCAAGGUCCGCUUUCUGACGCGGGUGUACCACCCCAACGUCAAGUCACAGUCUGGUGAGAUCUGUGCCGACAUUAUUAACGAGAAUUGGGCUCCGACACUCAACGUGCUUCACUGCUUGACUGCAAUUAAGCAGAUUUUGGAACAACCAGAUAUGGACAAUCCACUGGAACCUGAGAUUGCCAAGCAGAUGCACGAAAACAAGACGGACUUUGAAAAGACGGCAUUGGAAUGGACGGAACAACCACAUUCGUCCAUUAAUAAUGAGACUAGACCUCCUACUGUAGUAUGGUAUGCUCCUUUCUUGAGUGGUGGUGGCUAUUGCAGUGAAGCACAUUCGUACGUCGUAGCAGUAGAUGCUGCGCUGAGACUUUCGGCUUUAACUCGCGUUUCGAGCUCAAGGAAUACUGGAAAUCAGGAGAAAUAUGAAGCUAGACAAGAUACAGAAACGUCCGUGCCAUUUGAACAUUCUUUUGAGCUUCUAAUUACCCAGCACGGGGACUCCAUGAACCCGUUAUUUAUCCAAGACCUGCCGAUGGACAUGAAGACAAAGCUGGAACAGCAUUGGAUCGAAGAGAAAGAUUUCUUUUGGCGUUUCAAGCAGAAGAAAGUUUCGUUGGCAAUUUGCCACUCGGAGCCAGGGGCGUGGGAGCCAGCACACUACAUGACAUCUCAUUGUCCACCCAAAGGUGCCCUCUAUAAGGUCGGACGGACCAUGUUCGAGACGGAUCGAGUACCGAAAGGAUGGCCGGACAGGAUGAAUAAGAUGGACGAGAUCUGGGUCCCGACCAAGUUUCAAGAAAAGAUAUUUGUUGAUGGAGGAGUAAGACCAGAAGCUAUCAAGAUCGUACCGGAAGUUGUGGAUGUUGACUUCUUCGACCCGAAAAAGGUUGAGAAAGUCUAUGAUCUCGUGAGUGAGACAGCGUUUGACAUGACGGAUGAAACGACAGUAUACUUGUCGAUUUUCAAGUGGGAGGAGAGGAAGGCGUGGAAAGUACUGCUGACGGCGUACUUCCAGGUGUUCUCAGCUCAAGAUGAUGUCGUUUUGGUGCUGCUUACAAAUGGAUACCACUCGACAUCGUCGUCGACUGAAGACUUUAUGCAUAUUAUCGAAAAGUUUGCGAUGGAAGCGGUCAGCAAGCCACUAAAAGAGCUGCCUAACGUCCAUGUAUUGCCACCGCAUAUUCCGCAGAAAUUGAUGCCAUCGUUGUACAAGGCUGCCAAAGCGUUUGUUCUUCCGUCGCGUGGUGAAGGAUGGGGCCGACCCCAUGUUGAGGCUAUGGCGAUGGAGCGCCCUGUGAUUGCUACGUUUUGGAGUGGUACCACGGAGUACAUGACGAAGGAGAACUCAUACCCGCUAGAUAUUGAUAGACUCGUCGAGAUAACGGAGGGCGCAUUUCAAGGUCACAUGUGGGCUGACCCAUCUGUGAAGCAUCUAAAGGAACUGUUGCUUUGGGUGAAAGAGCAUCCUAAGGAAGCAGUUGCCAAGGGCAAACAAGCUCGUAAAGACAUGGUGGACAAGUACUCACCGGAGAAAAUUGGAAAGGUUGUUCUCGGGCACAUUACGCGUAUAUUGGAGCACGUUGGUACACGAGAAGAAGCUGCUAAAGCUAAUGAUGUUCACGAAGAGCUAUAG